Messenger RNA from Poecilia reticulata (guppy), 4714 nucleotides. Lineage: Eukaryota; Metazoa; Chordata; Actinopteri; Cyprinodontiformes; Poeciliidae. The record is from RefSeq and is a predicted model, not a curated record.
UAAUCUCCAGGAAAAGUUAAUAAACUUAAUAAUUCAUCUAAAAAGUUUUAUCUGAAUUCUAUAAUUAGAUCUGUUAGAAAUGAUUUUGUUACCUUUGGCAUGGAGAGAAGAAAUCAUGGUUCCAAUAUUAAAACCUGGUGAAGAAGUCAAAUCCAUAUUUACCUUCACAUUUAUGGAAAAUAAUGGAGAGAAUGAUAAAUGAAAGAUUGAGUUAUUUUGUUGAGAAGAGGGAAGUUUAUCAAGAUGUAAAAGUGUAUUUAGGAGAGGUGGAAGUAAUAUAGAUCCUGUUCUGUGUUUAGAACAUGAAAUCAGAAAAGGGCAAAUUAAUAAGAGACUGUGGCUGAUAUAGAGAAAUGAUAUGAUGUGGAAAGAAGGUUUUUAAUUAAAUUACGGAAAAUGGGGGUUAGAGGAUCAAUGUUUAAUUGGAUAAGAGUUUUUACAUAAUAGGUCUUGUUGGGAAUGUAAAUCCCGAUCGAUGAAUAAUAAUUUGUAUCGACACACGGAGCAUAAAAUCAGCCAAAAAAGCAUUCAGACUGAUUUUAUUCACUUUCAGCGCUGAAAGGAGAAACUUUAACCUUCACAUCCGAGAAGUUUCUAAAAAGUCUGAGCAGCGUCUGAGGAGGAGAAGGAGGGCAGCAGCUGAUUAUAUGGACUGAAGACUCUCCCUGAAUCUCACCAUGUCUCUGUGGCCUGAGAAAACGUUUAUUUUUCAUGAGAAAUGGACUUUGGUGUCUGACAGAAUCAGACAUGUAGCUCUUUACUGUGGCCUUUUGUCUAACAGCAUGUGACUCUUUCUCCACCUGGUGAAACGUCUCAACAAUCUAUACAAGUAAGAACAGGUCAACAAUUGUCAGAAAAACGUUUUGUUGAAAACGGAACACCUCAGGGAAGUAUUGUGAGUCCUUUGUUUUUCUCUAUURUGAUUMAUAUGUUUGAUAAGUUGGAAUGGGRUGUUCAUUAUUUACUGAUGAUGGAGCAACUUGGAAGAGAGGUAAUAAUUUAAAAUGUAUAGUUAAACUACAAGAAGCAAUAUAUAGUAUAGAAGAGUGGUCUUAUAAAUUUGGAUUUAAAAUUUCUAUAGACAAAGACUUUAUUUUUCAGAAGGUAUCUAAUGAUGUAAAAUUGUAUUUGUAUAAACAGGAUUUAGAMAGUAAAGGAGUUUUUGGGUUUGUGGAUGGAUGAAAAACUCACAUUCAAAAAGUAAAGAUAAAUGUAAGAGAGUUUUAAAUGUUAUGAGGUGUUUGGUGACGCUGAGAGAGGAAAGUGUUGAAAACUAUAUAUACGGUUUAAUAAGAUCUGAUUAUGGCAGCCUUUGGAUCAGCACCAGAAUCAUUUCUUAAAUAAUUAGAUAUUAUUCAGUAUGAAGCCUUGAGGUUCUGCACAGGAGCCAUCAGAACAACUUCAGCUUUACUGGUGGAAAUGGGAGAAAUGCACUUUAUUACAGAGAAACUCAUUGGUGUCAUUUAAAGAACCGUAAUGGAAAACAUUCAUGUCAAGACAUUAUAAAACCUAGUUGAGGAAAAAAUGUAUUUAAAUUAUUUUGGUUGGGAGAUAAAAAACAUUAUGAAAGACUUUGAUUUAUCUCAUAUAAAUAUCAAACUGUUCCUCUUUCACCUGUUCAUUCGUCUCUAUUUCCUGUUAGUGUUGAUUUUACUUUGUUGGAGAAAAAGAAUAAAGAAAACCUUCCAGAUCCAUAUUCAGUACCAUCAUAUUUAGACAAUAAGUUCUAUAGAUAUCCAUGUCCAAGUUUAUAGAUGCUUCAAAAACUCAACAGCAGCACAUGAGAGGCUCCACACUCCGCUCCAGUAGAUGGCGGUAAUGCGCGUCAGUAAGUUGUUGCCAACCAACAUAAAAGAAGAAGAAGUCAGCAGUGCGCAGCUGCCAACUGUUAGCACUUUGAGACCAGAAUUAUGGAGAAACAUGAGAAAAUAAAGGAGCAGCAGAGAAACGCGGAGAAACCUGCAAACACAGUGAAGACCUUGAAAACAACUGGAAUCAAGAAACCCGAGAGUGAUUCCUGUAAGAAGAUCUCUGCUACAACAACAUCUGAAACUUCCCAAAGAGCAGACGAAGAGAAGAAACCAUACAGCUGUGACCAGUGUGGAAAAUGCUUCACAAACCCAUCCUCUCUCAAAAAACACAAGAAAAUCCAUGCUGAUAAAAAUGAAGAUAAAAAACUGUACAGCUGUGAUCAAUGUGGGAAAAAAAUUUCACGGCGUGAUAAUUUAAGAACCCACCAGAGGAUUCACACUGGAGAAAAAUUGUACGUAUGUGAUCAAUGUGGGAAAAGUUUUUGCUUUCAAAGUAAUUUAGCAACACACAGAAACAUUCAUUCUGAUGAAAGAAAAUACAGAUGUGAGAAAUGCAGCAAAACCUUUACACGUUUAGAUAAUCUAAAAWCCCAUCACCGCAUUCAUACUGGAGAGAGACCCUACUGGUGUGAGCACUGUGGGAAAACGUUUAGGUAUCGACGAGACUUAAAGGAACAUCGGUGCGUACACACUGAGGGAAAACCAUAAUGUUGUGACCACAAGUCCAGUUGUGCAUUCUAGAAGAUUCCUUUGGGACAAAAAGACCCCAAACAGGUUCAGCUGUUGUAAAAAUACAUUUUAUUUUUGUUAUUUAGUUAGAGCUGUUAAUCUUGAAAUCUCAUUGAACUAUUUGGUUUUACUCAUGAGGACAGACAGACGUCCAGUCAAAGCAGUGAUAAUGAGUAAUAAUUAUCAGGCUUCAGCUGUUAAUAGGUGUUUCCAUAAAGACCUGCAGCUCUUAAAACCUCGUUAAACACAAAUAUCAAGCGCUUCUAAAUGUUUUCACGAGGAUUAUGGUAGACUUUUGUUUUUCUCCUCAGGGCUUCAAUAAUAAAUAAACUUUCAGAAAGUUAAUGACCAGCUAAUGUGUCCAGUAGUUUCAUGAUGGGAGUUUGUUCUAAAGUCUCUGAAACGUGUUUAAAAGGCCGAAGCCCCGAACAUCCAGACAGUUAUGUGGGAGGGAAGUGAGAGUCUGGAAAUAUGUUUAGAUUAGCAUCAYCCUCCUGCCUUCACUGUAAAGUUUAACAUAAAGUUACAACCUGAUCUGCUGUGUUGUUGCYGUUUUACCUCCAUAUAAACACAGAGCUGCCUUCAUCCUGAGGAUUUACAGAAAAUGCUUCAAACUUCUCACUCCUGACAAAUGGCAUUUUAAAUUAUUUCAUCUUUUCUGGUAUUAAUCUUAACACACAUUCUGACCAACAAUUAAAACGACUKCAGUGUAUUUAAUGUAACUUUCUGCACGAGAAUCCAAUAAAUCCAUGUGAAGUUUGUCAUGAACUCCUCUGGAUGUGUCGACGUUCUAAAAACAGAUCUACUGCGAGGAAAUAAGUAUUUGAUAACUGCAGGUUCUCUUAGAAACCAUGGAGGGUCUGAAAUGUUCAUGUUGUCCACUGGGAGACAUMAUCUAGAAAAGGAAUCUGGAAAUCAUAAUGUGCSAUUUAAAAAAAUAAUUUAAUAAGUUGUGUGUUACUGCAGUGAAUAUUUGUAUAAUGGAUAGUAGCCACACAGGCUCACCCACUAGAAGGAAACAAACGCACCCAGUAUAACACUCAUUCUAUUGGCUGACAGGUUGCCAGGCGACGGCACUUUUCUGUUCUGGGCAGAAAAUGAUUCUCACGCGAGCAGAGAGCUUCACAAGCAGAGAAACAAGUUUUAAGCUUAAGAAGAAAGAUUUGAGAGAGCAGAAGUUUGGAGGAGAAAAACAUGAAGCUCUGCUUUCAGACUGAAAAUGUUUGCUGUGGAAUUAUGGCAGUAAAAGUCCCCCAUACUGGUGUGGAGGAUCAGAGCGAGUCCCCAUCAUCUACAUGUGUUUGUGUAAGAUAAUAAUUAUAGUAAUCAGCUUGUCCCACUGGGAUCAGAAAAGCUCUUUAACUAGAGAACUGUUAACUCAUUAAACAUUAUUAUAUUAAACAUCUAGAUGCAGUGAAAUAUAUAAAAACAAAUAAAGCCACAGUAUCACGAUGGGUCUGAAAUGUUUCCUGAAGUUUUACUGUUUUUAUGAAGCUUCACUUUGUGUCUGAAUCAGUUUUCCUCCCUCAUGUAUCUGAUGAUGAAAUAUAACAACUAAUAUUAAUGUUUGCAGAAACAUGUCAGCAGUAAUUCUAACCAUGGAUCCUCCAAUCUAACGUCCCAAUAAUAAACGAUGAUAAACGUCCAUCAUUCAUGCAGCAGGGAUUUAUUAGUAAUAAUGUAGAUUCUAAUGUUGAUCCUAGCAGGCAGCAGGGGGCGCUGUAGCAACAAAAAGACAUUUAUAUUUGAAUGUUGGCUUCAUUUCUUAUCCUGAUUCUGUGAAAAAACUUUAUAUUAAACCUGAGAGCUUAGUGACAGCUAAUGACACUUUAAUGUUUUGACCCCUGUCGGCCACCGUAGCUGGAAGAACGACACAGCAGCAGCUUGGAUUCCUGACAGUUUAUUGCCAUCAUGUCUGCAGGUCGAGCCUGAGAUUGGUUCCUGAUACAACAAAACCCGACAGACGGGAAACACCCGGGCGGCUCUGGGCCAAUAGAACGUCUCUAACCCCCCCUCUGUGACGUCACAGCGUCCGAGGCUGUGAUUGGUGCAGAGGUGUGGGUGGGCGGGGCCGGCAGUGAAUGUUCUGGAAUCAGGGUCCCAAACAAAUCCAGAGAAAAAAAGAAAUAAAAACAAAACGUCAAAUAAAAAGAUGAGUCUAAAUUAAUCCUGAA